GGAAUGUACGGGUUGCUGUGUGCGUUCGUUGGGGGACUGUGAGGACUGAGGCUCGCCGUGCCGGCGGGCUUUUGCGUUGCGGGGUUGGGCAGCCGCAGCGGCCUCUUAGGGCGAGUGCAUCGUGUUCGCCGCUGCUCGCAGCGGUCGUUUCUUUUCCGCUGGAAGCGGAGGGAGAGUGCAGCCAUGGCGGCCCCUGCUCAGCCCAAGAAAAUCGUGGCCCCUACGGUGUCGCAGAUCAACGCGGAGUUCGUGACCCAGUUAGCAUGUAAAUAUUGGGCUCCUCAUAUCAAGAAAAAAUCACCUUUUGAUAUAAAGGUCAUUGAAGAUAUAUAUGAGAAAGAGAUUGUCAAAUCAAGGUUUGCUAUCAGAAAGAUAAUGCUCUUGGAAUUUAGCCAGUAUCUUGAAAAUUACCUCUGGAUGAAUUAUUCUCCAGAGGUGUCCAGCAAGGCCUAUUUAAUGUCAAUCUGCUGUAUGGUGAAUGAGAAGUUCAGAGAAAAUGUCCCUGCAUGGGAGACUUUUAAGAAGAAGCCAGACCACUUCCCAUUCUUUUUUAAAUGCAUCUUGAAAGCAGCAUUAGCUGAAACUGAUGGUGAAUUUUCCCUCCAUGAACAGACGGUCUUACUGCUUUUUCUUGAUCAUUGCUUCAAUAGUUUGGAAGUAGACUUGAUACGCAGUCAAGUACAGCAGCUUAUCUCCCUCCCAAUGUGGAUGGGCUUACAGCCUGCACGAUUGGAGUUAGAAUUAAAAAAGACACCUAAGCUGAGGAAAUUCUGGAACUUGAUUAAAAAGAAUGAUGAAAAGAUGGAUCCAGAAGCGAGAGAACAAGCCUAUCAAGAAAGAAGAUUUCUUUCACAACUCAUCCAGAAGUUUAUCUCUGUGCUGAAAUCAGUCCCACUUUCUGAACCUGUCACUAUGGACAAAGUUCAUUACUGUGAAAGAUUCAUUGAACUUAUGAUUGAUCUAGAGGCCCUACUCCCCACAAGGCGCUGGUUUAAUACCAUCUUGGAUGAUUCCCACCUUUUGGUUCACUGUUACCUUUCCAAUCUUGUUCAUAGGGAAGAGGAUGGCCAUCUUUUUUCCCAGCUUUUGGACAUGCUUAAGUUCUAUACUGGUUUUGAGAUUAAUGACCAGACUGGAAAUGCUCUGACAGAGAAUGAGAUGACUACAAUUCACUAUGAUAGAAUUACUUCUCUGCAGAGAGCUGCUUUUGCGCAUUUCCCAGAGCUCUAUGAUUUUGCCCUCUCAAAUGUGGCAGAAGUAGACACUCGGGAGUCCUUGCUCAGGUGUUUUGGACCUCUUAGUUCAAAUACACUCCACCAGGUGGCAUCAUACCUCUGCUUGUUACCAACUCUUCCUAAAACUGAUGACACAACUUUUGAUAAAGAAUUUCUUCUAGAAUUACUGGUAUCUCGUCAUGAACGUCGAAUUUCUCAAAUUCAGCAGUUGAACCAGAUGCCUUUGUAUCCAACUGAGAAAAUCAUAUGGGAUGAAAAUAUUGUCCCAACUGAGUACUACUCUGGGGAAGGUUGUCUUGCUCUUCCCAAGUUGAAUUUGCAGUUUUUGACGCUUCAUGAUUACCUCCUGAGGAACUUUAAUCUCUUCCGCUUAGAAUCAACUUAUGAAAUUAGGCAGGACAUCGAGGAUAGUGUCAGCAGAAUGAAGCCAUGGCAAUCUGAGUAUGGCGGGGUAGUAUUUGGUGGUUGGGCACGAAUGGCUCAGCCCAUUGUGGCUUUCACUGUAGUGGAGGUUGCCAAACCCAACAUAGGUGAAAACUGGCCAACCCGAGUUCGUGCGGAUGUUACCAUCAAUCUGAAUGUCAGAGAUCACAUCAAAGAUGAAUGGGAAGGACUUCGUAAGCAUGAUGUAUGCUUUUUAAUUACCGUGCGUCCCACAAAACCUUAUGGUACCAAGUUUGACCGGAGGAGACCUUUUAUUGAACAGGUUGGCCUGGUUUAUGUCAGAGGCUGUGAAAUCCAGGGCAUGCUGGAUGAUAAAGGGCGUGUCAUUGAAGAUGGACCUGAACCCAGACCCAAUCUUAGAGGAGAGUCAAGGACAUUUAGAGUGUUUUUGGAUCCAAACCAGUAUCAACAAGAUAUGACCAACACUAUACAAAAUGGAGCAGAAGAUGUAUAUGAAACUUUCAAUAUAAUAAUGAGGAGAAAACCAAAGGAAAAUAACUUUAAGGCUGUGCUGGAGACUAUUCGGAACCUGAUGAACACUGAUUGUGUGGUACCUGACUGGCUGCAUGACAUCAUUUUAGGUUAUGGGGAUCCAAGUAGUGCACAUUAUUCCAAAAUGCCCAAUCAGAUUUCCACCCUUGAUUUCAAUGAUACGUUUCUCUCCAUUGAGCAUUUAAAAACCAGCUUUCCUGGUCAUAAUGUUAAAGUAACUGUGGAUGACCCAGCUCUACAGAUACCCCCUUUCAGGAUAACGUUUCCAGUAAGAAGUGGAAAAGGGAAGAAAAGGAAGGAUGCAGAUGGGGAAGAUGAAGACACUGAAGAGGCAAAGACCUUAAUUGUUGAACCUCAUGUUAUUCCUAAUAGGGGUCCCUAUCCUUACAACCAACCCAAACGUAAUACAAUUCAGUUCACUCAUACACAGAUAGAGGCCAUCCGUGCUGGGAUGCAGCCUGGGCUAACUAUGGUUGUGGGCCCACCAGGUACAGGAAAAACAGAUGUGGCAGUCCAAAUCAUAUCCAACAUCUACCACAAUUUCCCAGAGCAGAGGACUCUGAUUGUUACUCACUCCAAUCAGGCCCUGAACCAGUUGUUUGAGAAAAUCAUGGCUUUAGACAUUGAUGAGCGCCACCUCCUGCGUCUUGGUCAUGGAGAAGAAGAGCUGGAGACAGAGAAAGAUUUCAGCAGGUAUGGAAGAGUUAAUUAUGUUCUGGCUCGAAGAAUAGAACUUUUAGAAGAAGUCAAACGAUUGCAAAAGAGUCUGGGGGUUCCAGGAGAUGCUUCAUAUACUUGUGAAACUGCAGGCUAUUUCUUCUUAUAUCAGGUAAUGUCUCGUUGGGAAGAGUAUAUCAGCAAAGUGAAAAAUAAAAGUAAUACGUUGCCAGAUGUUACGGAAGUCUCCACUUUCUUCCCUUUUCAUGAAUACUUUGCAAAUGCCCCUCAACCCAUUUUUAAAGGCCGAUCUUAUGACGAAGACAUGGAAAUUGCUGAAGGAUGUUUCAGGCACAUUAAGAAAAUCUUUACUCAGCUUGAGGAAUUCAGAGCCUCUGAACUGCUUCGAAGUGGACUGGACAGGUCUAAAUACCUUUUGGUGAAAGAAGCCAAAAUCAUUGCUAUGACCUGUACUCAUGCUGCCUUAAAACGACAUGAUUUAGUCAAGUUGGGUUUCAAGUAUGACAACAUUUUAAUGGAAGAGGCUGCUCAAAUUCUGGAGAUAGAAACUUUUAUACCUCUUCUUCUACAGAAUCCUCAGGAUGGUUUUAGCCGACUGAAACGAUGGAUUAUGAUUGGUGAUCAUCACCAGUUACCUCCAGUCAUUAAGAACAUGGCUUUUCAGAAGUAUUCAAACAUGGAGCAAUCUCUCUUCACUCGCUUUGUCCGGGUUGGAGUUCCUACUGUGGAUCUUGAUGCCCAAGGGAGAGCCAGAGCAAGCCUGUGCAACCUCUACAAUUGGCGAUACAAGAAUCUGGGAAACUUACCGCAUGUGCAGCUCUUGCCGGAGUUCAGUACCGCGAAUGCUGGCUUGCUCUAUGACUUCCAGCUCAUUAAUGUGGAAGAUUUCCAGGGCGUGGGAGAGUCUGAACCUAAUCCUUACUUUUAUCAGAAUCUUGGAGAGGCAGAAUAUGUAGUGGCACUUUUUAUGUACAUGUGUUUACUUGGUUACCCUGCUGAUAAGAUCAGUAUUCUAACAACAUAUAAUGGACAAAAGCAUCUUAUUCGUGACAUCAUCAACAGACGGUGUGGGAGCAACCCAUUGAUUGGAAGACCAAAUAAGGUGACAACUGUUGACAGAUUUCAAGGUCAACAGAAUGAUUAUAUUCUUCUUUCUCUAGUACGAACCAGGGCUGUGGGCCAUCUGAGGGAUGUCCGUCGCUUAGUGGUGGCCAUGUCUAGAGCCAGACUUGGACUUUAUAUCUUCGCCAGAGUAUCCCUCUUCCAAAACUGUUUUGAACUAACUCCAGCUUUCAGCCAGCUCACGGCCCGCCCACUUCAUUUGCAUAUAAUUCCAACAGAGCCUUUCCCAACCAGUAGAAAGAAUGGAGAGAGACCAUCUCAUGAAGUACAGAUAAUAAAGAAUAUGCCUCAGAUGGCAAACUUUGUGUACAACAUGUACAUGCACUUGAUACAGACUACACAUCAUUAUCAUCAGACUCUAUUACAGCUACCACCUGCUAUGGUAGAAGAAGGUGAGGAAGUUCAAAGUCAGGAAACAGAAUUGGAAGCAGAAGAAGAGGCCAUGCCUGUUCAACCUGACGUACCCAGUCUAACAGAUGCCAGCUCUAGUCAAGAAACCUCGGCCUCGCAGACUGAGACCGCCCCCAGUCAGACUGAGACCACCCCCAAUCAGACAGGAGCUGGGUCCAAUCCAGAAACCAUCUCUGCUCUAUCUGAGACCACUGCUACUGUAGCGGGACCUGAGGCUGCACCCACAGAGGCUAACACCCCUCAAGAUGCCACAUCUACCAUGGAGGAGACCAAGUAGCCAAACUGUAGCCUUUCUUAGGGAGGACAUUUCAUUCAUAAAGUCUAACUAAAGUUACUUUUUGUAUUUUAUAUUUGCUUCUGCCCUUUUAAAGGUACUAAUUAAUGUUCAGUCCUAUUUUUGUUAACUAAUUCCAAUGUUUGUCUUCUUGGAUAUAGUAAAAAAUAUUCUAUGUGUAUAAACAACUUCAGUUUCAUUUGUUCCAUCAGAAGGGCGAAUAACCAUUCCUUUGAUAUUUUUCUUAUUAACUGAGUGUAUCUGUAAUCAAACCUACAUUAAAAGAAUUUUGUAUAGAAUACACAAGACAUACUUCAUAUCCAAAGAAAAGGACAGAAUACACUAGAAUUAACCGUAAGUGCCCUUAAGCAAGUGUCCAAAUUGGGGAGGAAAUAGUUUCUUCUAUCAUACUAUCAGAUGCUCAAGUGAUGUUCCCUUUUUUUUCCUAUCUGUCUUUUCUGUUUCUGUCUUUCUUGAUGUAAGGGCAUUAAUACCUAUAAGAUAAAGAUUUCCCAUAUCCAUCAAAGAGGUUACAUGUAUUUCCUUCCCCAAAAUCUCAUAAUGUAUUAGAAUCACCUAGAGUUUCUGUUUCUUCUUGGGGCCACUCCAGACCUAAUGAAUCAGCAUCUCAAGGUUAGGGCCCAAGAAUCUGUAUUUUAGCAGGUGCUCUGAAUGUUUGAGUUGCUGUCAGAGUGGUAUAAGAUAAGGCUGGUGAGGCUGAGCCAGGAUUUGUCAUUCAGCUAAGCAAGAAGAAUCUGACAAAUCCAUCUGGGCAGGAAGAAAGAUCCAGAGUCUGGGCAGGGAGAGUCAGUGAACUUAGCUCCUGUGUGCAGGUUAGAAUUCUCCCAAGGCAGAGGUUCUGAGUUUUCUGCUGUUUAAUACUCUUGGUAGAUAAUCAGCCACACGGAGACCAUAAGGUAAAAUAUGCUCCAAAUUUGGGACGGCAAAGAUCCUAGGACCUUGCUACUCAAGUGUGGUUUGCAAACCAGCAGCAUCAGUGUCUGUUGAAGCUUAUUAGGAAUGCAGAAGUUUGGACUCUACCCCAGACCUAUUAAAUCUGAAUCUGCAUUUCAACCAAGUCCCCAGAUGAUUCGUAUGCACUUUGUAGUUGGAGAAGCACUAUACUGAGAUUGCUGUGCUCUCCUCACAUGUACGAGAGGUAGAAUGAUGAUUCUGUGAUGGGGGAAUUAACAGUGAGUGUGACUGAUGUUUUCUGACAAGGGACUUCUGCUUAUAAGGUCCUUGGGCUGAUGGCCAGAAAAGAGAUGAAUGUGUAUAUG
Messenger RNA from Diceros bicornis minor, 5936 nucleotides. It is a transcript of the gene AQR, whose product is annotated as aquarius intron-binding spliceosomal factor. Gene Ontology annotation, cellular component: catalytic step 2 spliceosome. Gene Ontology annotation, biological process: mRNA splicing, via spliceosome. Bases 184 to 4659 code for a protein of 1491 amino acids. The record is from RefSeq and is a predicted model, not a curated record. Lineage: Eukaryota; Metazoa; Chordata; Mammalia; Perissodactyla; Rhinocerotidae. The transcript has 35 exons. Gene Ontology annotation, molecular function: mRNA binding; helicase activity.